Messenger RNA from Chenopodium quinoa (quinoa), 1122 nucleotides. RefSeq lists its product as uncharacterized. The record is from RefSeq and is a predicted model, not a curated record. Lineage: Eukaryota; Viridiplantae; Streptophyta; Magnoliopsida; Caryophyllales; Amaranthaceae. The coding region runs from base 1 to 1122 and encodes 373 amino acids. The transcript has 2 exons.
AUGAAUUCAAACAGUUUAAACGAAAGCUCAACCGAUUCCUCUUCAUCUUCAUCUAACUCGGAUGAUAAGGGAAGGGAGCUUAGAGUUCAACAACGUAAUGAAGUGUGUCUUAUGAUACAACACGUAAUGCAUGAGUACAUUCCACCAAUUAUUCAAGCUGCCACUCAGCAACGCCGACGCAAAUCUACUGAGCCCCGAAAGGAUAGGGGACGCGAAGAAGGUCAUGCACGGUUAUACAAUGACUAUUUUGCGGAAGUCCCAGUUUAUCCAAGUUCCUUGUUCCGGCGCCGGUUUCGAAUGCGUAAACAUGUGUUUGAGCGCCUUCUCAACGCAGUGACCCAACAUGACCCCUGGUUUCAACAAAGGCGAGAUGCGGCAGGUCGUCUUGGUUUGUCUCCACUUCAAAAGUGCACUGCGGCCGUUAGACAACUAGCUUACAGGUGUGCUUCAGACGCUUGUGAUGAGUAUGUUCGUAUAAGUGAGGCAACUUCACGAUUGGCACUCCAAAAGUUUACAGAAGGUGUCAUCAACCUGUUCGGUGAUCAGUACCUACGCCGUCCAAACAUCGUAGAUAUGGAAAGAUUGCUACGUAUUGGGGAAGAACGUGGAUUUCCUGGCAUGAUAGGCAGCAUUGAUUGUAGUUGCAACGAUAUUAAUGUGCUUCAUCGAUCCCCUGUGUUCGAAGACGUCUUAGAGGGUCGAACACCUCCUGUGAACUUCGUAGUCAAUGGUCAUCAUUAUACGAAUGGGUAUUAUCUUACUGAUGGAAUCUACCCUAGAUGGGCUUCUUUUGUGAAAUCCAUUACGAGUCCACAAACUCGUCAGGAUCGUUUAUUCGCAAAACACCAGGAAGCUGCAAGGAAAGACGUUGAACGCGCAUUUGGGGUCCUUCAAGCUCGUUUUGCCAUUAUUAAAAAGCCGUCUUUGGCGUGGGAUACCGACAUACUCCACAAUAUCAUGCUCGCCUGCAUCAUAAUACAUAAUAUGAUCGUUGAAGAUGAACGAGAGACGUAUCAAAAUAACGUUAAUACCAAUGAGUUUAUGAAUGCUGGAGGCAACGCUAAUGAGGACACUACCGAGUACCGUACUGAUCGGAUUGUGGAUAUCGGCUGCGUUUAUUAA